This is a messenger RNA of Pristis pectinata (smalltooth sawfish), 6698 nucleotides long. RefSeq names its product glypican-1-like. Gene Ontology annotation, molecular function: fibroblast growth factor binding. The transcript is spliced from 9 exons. Lineage: Eukaryota; Metazoa; Chordata; Chondrichthyes; Rhinopristiformes; Pristidae. The coding region runs from base 617 to 2278 and encodes 553 amino acids. Gene Ontology annotation, biological process: cell migration; negative regulation of fibroblast growth factor receptor signaling pathway; regulation of protein localization to membrane. Gene Ontology annotation, cellular component: plasma membrane; cell surface; synapse. The record is from RefSeq and is a predicted model, not a curated record.
AUAACGCACAGUCUGCACAGAAAGAGACAGAGGCAGUUACUCUGUCUCUGUCUGUGCAAGGUGGGAGGCUUCAUCCACGAACCAUCUCUCCUCUCUCCACACUUCAUUUACUCAGAGGCUCCUAUACCAUCCGUGCAGCAACAAACCAACAAAAAGAUCUGGAAUUAAGAGGGAAAAAAGCAUCCAGGGAUUGUGUUUAUUUAUUUUGGAAGAAUAUUUUGUCCGCUGCAUUCUUUGUGUGUGUGUGUGCGUGUGUGUGUGUGUUUCUGUGUGGGAGCUGUGGAUUUUACUGUGAUAAUGAACCCGUUUACAUCUGCAAAUCCUUGAGAUGGAUUGAAACUCAGUUUUCUUCACCGAAGAUUGCAAGUCAAAAGCCAUUUUAUUUUGGGGGAAGAAAAGGGAAAAAUAGAACAUCUUGGAUCCCCCCCACCCCCAGCAACGGAUUGGGAAACUAUUAUUUCGAUUGCAUCGUUGUAUGUGCGUUGAAUCGAACCUCAUGAGAAUCUGACUGACCAGAUCUUGCUUUAUCUCGUUUUCGGAUUUUUUUCCUCUGUGUUUGGGCUUGUAAGGCACACACACACAAAACACACACACACUGUUCAUCGGCCGUGUGAAGAUGAUGUGGAUUUCGUUCAUUCUGCCUUUCCUGGGGUACCUCGCCUCUACCGUUCAUGGGGACCAGAGACCCAGGAGUUGCUCGGACAUGAGGUAUCUCUACAGCUCCAAGGGAUUCGCAGUGACCGGGGUGCCUUCAACUGAAAUCUCUGGAGAGCACCUGCGGAUCUGCCCACAGGGCUAUACCUGCUGCACCAGCGAGAUGGAGGAAAACCUGGCCAAGAGGAGUCGCAGCGAGUUCGAGGGACUGGUGAGGAACGCCAGCCGGACAGUGCAGGCGAUGCUCAAGGGACAGCACGACAGCUUUGACAAUUAUUUCCAAGAACUGCUGGACCAAUCGGAAAAGAACCUUCACAGGAAGUUCACACACAUGUACGGACUGCAUUACUUUGAGAAUAGCAAGAUCUUCAAGGAUCUAUUCAACGAGCUGCGCCGCUACUACAAGGGUGCCAACAUCAACCUGGAGGAGGUGCUGAAUGAGUUCUGGUCAAGGCUGAUGGAGCGCCAGUUCAAGCACCAGAACCCACACUACCAAAUCAGCGAUGACUACCUGGAGUGUAUGGUGAAGCACGCAGAGCCACUGAGGCCCUUCGGUGAGGUGCCUCGCUUCUUCAAGAUACGGCUAACCCGGGUCUUCAUUGCAGCUCGUUCCUUCGUCCGGGGACUCAGCAUUGGCACAGACGUGGUGCGGAAGGUCUCUCAGGUACCACCAAGCCCUGAGUGUGUCCGAGCCAUGAUGAGGCUGACGUACUGUCCCCACUGCCGGAGCAUGGCGAGUGUGAAACCCUGCAACAAUUACUGCCUCAACAUCCUGAAGGGCUGCCUGGCCAAUCAGGCUGAUCUGGACAGUGAAUGGAGGAACCUAGUUGACUCUAUGCUUCAGGUGGCUGACAAGUUUAAUGGCCCAUCAAACAUGGAGUCGCUGGUUGAUACAAUUUAUUUGAAGAUCUCUGAAGCGAUACAAACCAUGCAAGAUAACAGAGCUCAUAUUUCCUCAAAGGUUCUGCAGGGGUGUGGUAACCUCAAAUCUGUGGCCAAACGUUCAGUGGAGGAUGAUGCAAGAAAACGCGGGAAGCCCUAUGGGGUUGAGGAGAAGCCGGUUGGUUCAGUCACUCUGCCCAUGGACAGACUGGUUACCGAAGUCAAGAUGAAGCUGCGAGACGUUAGAGAGUUGUGGGUCAUCUUGCCGAGCGUCCUGUGCAGCGAGAAGGUGACUGCGGGCUCAGCCAAUGAGGACAGGUGCUGGAAUGGACAGAGCAGAGGGAGGUACCUUCCAGAGGUCAUGGCGGAUGGACUGGCCAAUCAGAUUAAUAAUCCAGAGGUCGAGGUUGACAUCACGAAACCAGACAUGACCAUUCGCCAGCAGAUCAUGCAAUUGCGGAUAAUGACCAAUCGUCUGCGGAAUGCCUACAAUGGCAACGAUGUGGACUUCCAGGACACCAGUGACGACAGCAGUGGAUCUGGAAGCGGCGAUGCCUGCUCGGAGAAUGGCUGCGGUCGGAGAAGGUCCUUCAAUGUGGCAACGAGGUCUCCCGUAGUCUACGCCAUCCCGAAACAGAGUGGGAAAACCAAAGCCGGUAACGGGAGUGAAGCACUGCGACACUCGGCCGGCAUCCUCUACUUGUUAUCCUUGGCCAUCGCCCUGCAAUAUUUCUGUCGGUAGAAUCGUUCCUGGGGCAUGAAAGAGGGUGAGAGAGAGAGAGUGAGAGUGAGAGAGAGUGUGAGAGAGAGAGAGAGAGAGAGAGAGAGACUGAGGCAAAAUCUUUGCCAAAAUGGACAAGAGUUUUGUUUAACUUUGCAACAUAAAAAAAUAAUCUUUUGGCUAUUUGUAAAUUCUGGCAGUGCUGGAGGUGAAUAAACUUUUGAAUCUUUGAAAGCCUUGGGGAGGGGAGUUUCCUCUGAGCAGUUUGAAGAGGGUCUAACACUCUUCAAGCCUGAUUUUUUUCCAGCUUUGCGGCAUCCAGUUGCUCUGAUCACCUGUCAACAAUGCAGCACACCCAAAGGCUCCCACUGGGAGGCCAAGUGUUUUCCAAGUAUCGAGAGACAAGAAAUAAAAAUAUCCUAAUUAUGACACUGAACUCCUUUACUUGAAAAUAAACAUCCCAGCAAAGUAUUAUCAGAUACAUUGACUGUAUGAACAAUCAGAGGGAUGUCAUGUUGGGUCUUAACCCUGUAAUUGCAAGUAAAUUGCAUCACUAUAGAUUACCAGGAGCACUUUUCCUGGAUUUUUUUUCCCAAUAACACAGCCAUCCAUUUCUACUUAGUAAUAGUAUAUGGAGCAAUGGUAUAAAUGUUUUUGGGCUGUGAAAGCAAAAUGGUUGUUGAUAAUUCCCAAAGGGUCAGGAAUGACUGACACUACUUGUGUAGUUUUUAACACUGUCAAGUUGGUAGAGAAUAUAUUAUUCAGUAUGGGAUCGUUAGUGGCUGGGCAUUGGGGAGGUUAUGUUCUCUGGGAGUUAAACAUUUUGGUCGUCUGCAGGAACCUGCGCAUGCAGAUGACUUACACUGGGCUUUCUUUUGAUGGAAGGGUUUAAAGGAACAAUAGAAUAGGCAGAGAAGAUGUUUUUAAAAAGAAAAUAAAAAUGAAUAGAAGCACACACACGCAACAGGCCCAACUUCAAGAUGACAUGGAGGAAGCUAUUUAAAAUUUACAAUCUGCCCAGGGGACUAAGUAAAAAGUUCCUGUGCUUUCUGGUUUCUAGUCUUCAACAUAGUGAAAGAAUGAGGCCAAUAAGUUGGUGUGGGCUUGGUGGGGAGGGGGGGAAUGGUGGCAAAAUGGAAUGGUUCUUAGAAUUGAUCCUGCCUUUGUAUGUUGUCCAUUAUGUGGUAGAAGUGUUUGUAGCGUUAUUGUGUUUUAAAAUAUGGCUGUCACUUCAAGCCCAGAAGGGAGUGGCUAGGGGAAAAAGCCUUGUACAUGAGCUAGGAUGGUGGGAAAUGUUAGGCCAGAAGAGAGUUGCCACUAUUGCAAAGAAUAAAGAAAAACUGACUGAACUGAAUAUAUUCAGAAUAUCUUACUGAGUGGCCGGGGAGUUAUAAGAGGGUGUGUGUCUGCUGACCCAGAUGCCGGGAAACCAUCCAGCUUCCUAUUCAUUCCAGGAAUUAACUUAGUCCUCAACAUUGUUUUUAGGUUUUACUGCUUUUCAGGGGGGAAAAAUAAAGUACAAAAUGAUACACUGAAAAUCAAAGUACAAGGUUAUACAGAAAAUGCAUGCUAUCUUCCAACUUAUUUAUAUGCACCCUAUAAAUUUUGUUUUAGGUUUUCAAAUUUCAGCUUAAAGCUAAUAACUUCCUCCCCUUACCUCCUUAAAAAAGUUUUGCAAUUCCCUCUUAUUAUUUGAAGUAUAGUUAAGCAUUGCCCAUGGUGGUGACUUAAUGUGCAAGCAAUGACCCUAGUUACAGUCUCACCCCCUGUGUACAGUUUGCCCUGUUUCACCGAUCAUAACCACUAGGUGACUGCAUAUCAACCCCCAUUAAAUAAACCUUGGUUUUGAGAAAAUAAUUGUUGGCUGAGUUACAAAUGUCACAAGGUAAUUAAUGUAGAAGAUUCAAAAACAUUUUUUCCACAAUUAUUCUUCAUGGCACGUUGACACAGCAGAAAGCACCAGAAGGAGCCUCAAAGGUGUAAAAGGGUAAAGCAAAGUCAAAUAUGUUAGCAGCUUAAAAUAGAGGCUGUCUGUCAGUACUCUGACAGAUUUAUAAAGAUUCCCAUUUCCAAACUCUGCAGAAACCAUGCAACUCUCCUCAGUGCAUUUAAUUUAUCAAGAGCUUGUUUGCUGGUUGAUCUCCUUCAGAAUAACCUUGCAGUUGAGGAUUUAAAUCCGCAUCCCUUUUAGACUGUUAUAACCUGUUUUUAUAUCAGUUCCUACUUUACUUACAUACUGCCAUUAUUCCAGCUGGUGAUUGUGAUUCUUUCAAAAGUAUAUAUUUUAAUAAAUUUUUGCACUGUCUUAACUUUCGGUUAUAAAAUAAAAUGUGAUUAGAACCCAAGCUGGUUUUAAUUUUAAGGACCUGGAAAAGUUGGAGUGACUGUCUUCUUGGUGCUUAUACUCAUCCUUCCAUUCCCCUGCCCCUCCUUUUUUCUAUGGUUCCUCACUGAAACAAAAGCUUCUGUUAAUUGCUGUUAUUCUCUGAGUAUGUUUAAUUCUUCUGCUCUGUGCAUUGUGUAAAGCCUUACUGGAAAACUAUAUGUUGUUAAUGUAUAAUCUCCAGUCUUGUUCAUGCUGCCCCUUUAUGUGCCCUAUCUUUCAUUUUUCCCUCUCACUCUCCACAUCUUUUCCACUCAUCCUCCUCCUUUCUCUCUCUCUCUCUCUCUCUCUCUCUCUUGCACACAUUCUCUGAAUUGUUCUCUUGUUCCUGUCCUCUCAGCGAUUCUCUCUCUCACACCCUUCUACGGCAGUUAGCCUCUCCCAUAAAACGAGAGACGCAGCUCACAUGAGAUUGAAUCUUUUCAAUAUCUUUGAAUGAAUGGUUUAGGAUUUUUUAUAAUACUGCGGGUGUAAAUUUUUGUAAAAUCUAUUAAGUUAAAAAAAGAUCUUUGAUGACAACAGUGGAGAAUUUUGUGAAUGAGGAGAAAGAUCUCAUGUGGGGAAGAGAAAUUCUUUUUGACCAUUUUGAUCCAUAAAAACUCGUAGUUAAGAUGCAGCCUGGAGGAAUUCUGCACAUGUUAUUUUCUGGGCUAUAAGUCCCAGAUCCAAUCAAAGAGUCCUGGCAAUAAAGAGCCCACCUUAAUACUUUGCAAGCUUUGUCCCUCAUUGUGGAAUUACAGUUCGAGUCUGGCUUCAAGGGUAGACAGGGAAAGGUAGGCAAGGGGGAUAUUUGUCAGUCCUGUUGAUCCCACAUAACAGGACAUUUAUGGAUGUGGGGAAAGGUGUUGGCAAUAGGUUCUGUAGACACACUAUAGCAACAGCUGGUGUCUACUUGAAAAUAUGAGACAUUAAAAUGUCCCACUUUCUACCUUUCUCUCUUUAAGUUGCAUUACCUCUCUCUGUUUUUUGUACCAGUAUCAGCUCAGGGUUCAUACUGUUCUAACACAAAACAUGUUGAGAUGGGCCUUGAAAGGUCCACCUUCUUUCUGUGAUGCAAAACACUACAUAAUUGUUGGCCAUUUGUGGAUAUCAGUGGAGAAUCCUUGUGGGAGGAGGUAGUUUCAAGGCCUCUGAUACACCGCCAAUAGUAACACAUGCAUUGUAACAGUCUGAUCUUUAUAAAAAGGCAGCAUCUGACUUAUUGGGGCCUUUCAACUGCAAAUUGCAUUUUUAUUCUCUUUUGAUUAAUUGAUUCUGCCAAACUGUGUGGAUUUGUAGUUGUUUCUGGGAACAAAGGGUGGUGGGGGCAGUUUCUUCUGUUCCUUGCGAGCCUGAACCAGUUUAUUGGACAUGGACUCCAUGCUAUACUAGUGGGGCCCUUUGUUGUUCUGGGGUCAAUGACUAACAAGCAAGGGAGGAAUUAUUGGAGUUUUGUUUGGAGCCAACCCUCUCAGAUUCUCCACUAAGUUAUUAAAAGUGGAAUAAGGGCUGAAGUUUGUGAGCAGGUUUGUCUUACUAAGAUUGACAAGUAGGUGGGAUCACAUUUUACCCAGCUGCCUGCAUUUGCUCCCACCCCUCUCUAUGCCAUCUGCUUGUACACAAACUUCCGCCUGACUCUUGUGGCUUGUUUCUCCAAACUACAGAAAGAUUGGGCACUACUUUUUUUUUGAAUAGAGAGGGGAGAGCCUACCACACACUGGACUCACCAUGCCCACAACUUUGGGUGUAAGUAGCACAAGCCUGCCCCCUACAGACCUACCCAUCUCACGGGCUCCUUGAUAUUGGUAAAAGCUUCACCUCACCAGUUGAAACACCUCACAAGUCUUUCUUGUCUUUUUAAACUCAAAAGGAAUGUAUUAAAUGUCAAUAUGGUAGUCUCGUUUUUCAUUUUACUGUUAAUUGUUUGAUUGGUUCAUUUAUUGUCAAUAACCUCCAAGACUAAGAUUCUUCAGAAAUCAGUGUUGUUGAGUCUUUCUUUACUGUGUUAUUUUAUUUUGUUGCAUAAAGAAAAAUAACAGAAAGAAAGGGACAUAGUCACCCGUUUACUACAUGUUUGGU